AGGAAUAUGCGAUGCAAUAACCCAAAAUACCUCUGAAUUGGGGAUCCCCAUUUCUCCUUCAACGCCAAAUAGGUCGUUGCUUGCUCUUUUCUUCUUCUCCGCUUCCCCUUUCGCUCUGUAAUUCAGCCGUCAAAUCCACCCAUGGCGGCCCUCACCCGCCUCCUGAAAUCAUCAUCAUCUUCCUCAAUCCCUUUUCUAUUCAGGAGAUCACUUUCCUCCACCACCACUGCCGUGGUUUCCGAUAUUGAAUCUCAAGACAACCAGCGCCCUAAUUUCUCAGAUCCCAAGGGUUCUAGAAACUUCCAAUGGGUGUUUCUCGGCUGUCCCGGUGUCGGAAAAGGAACUUAUGCUAGUCGCCUCUCGACUCUUCUCGGUGUCCCUCACAUCGCCACCGGAGAUCUCGUUCGUGAAGAGUUAUCUUCUUCCGGUCCUCUUUCUCGACAGCUAGCUGAGAUAGUGAACCAAGGGAAGUUAGUUUCUGAUGAAAUUAUCUUCAACUUGUUAUCAAAAAGACUAGAAGCUGGAGAAUCAAAAGGCGAAUCAGGAUUCAUUCUUGAUGGUUUUCCUCGAACCAUAAGACAAGCUGAAAUUCUAGACGAGGUGACAGAAAUUGAUUUGGUGGUGAAUCUGAAACUGAGGGAAGAUGUGUUGGUUGAGAAAUGUCUUGGAAGAAGGAUAUGCAGCCAAUGUGGAAAAGGUUUCAAUGUGGCUUCCAUUAAUGCAAAAGCAGAAAAUGGAAGACCUGCAAUGAGCAUGGCCCCACUUCUUCCACCUUCACACUGUUCCACCAAGCUCAUCACUCGUGCUGAUGACACUGAAGAAGUUGUCAAAGAGCGACUUCGUGUCUAUCAUGAAAAGAGUCAACCUGUUGAGGAUUUCUACAGGGAACAAGGGAAGAUAAUGGAGUUUGAUCUGCCUGGAGGGAUUCCAGAAUCAUGGCCAAAGUUGCUUGAAGCUCUUAACCUUGAAGACUAUGAGGUUAAAAGGUCGGCUGUGGCUUAAUUAGUAGGGGCUUUUUGGUCUUUUUAUAAUCGAUAUGAUUAUUUGCAUGCGUAAUUUUUGCAUGUGGAGCAAAUUUUGGAAGAAAGAAUAAAGAAAGAAAAAUACAGUUGUUGAUUAUUUUGGUUUUCUUGUUAAAUAACCAAAACAUGAGGAAGUGUUGUAAGCUGUCAAGUUAUGAUAUGAUGGCUGCUGCCUUCGAAUAUUUUUUGUAAUUUGUAACGUUAUUAUGAAGAGAGACAC
Molecule: messenger RNA, 1242 nt
Organism: Lactuca virosa
Lineage: Eukaryota; Viridiplantae; Streptophyta; Magnoliopsida; Asterales; Asteraceae
Source: the annotation of a GenBank genome assembly